AAAUAUCCAAAACUCGAUUAGAGAAUCAUGGCAGUAUCAUUGAUUGUCGCAGAGCUCUUCUUGCUCGCCACAUCAUCGCUUUCAAUUAUCUUUGGAAUUAUCAACGUUGUUUCUGUAAACACCGUUGACAUGGAAGAAAUCAAAGCCUCAGGAGGAGAUUUUGAUGAGAAUGAAGGCUUAGUUGACGAAAACGAAGACGAAAAUGAGGACAGAAUUGACCCCAGGAGAAGGGAGACCGUUGACCAGAAGAAAUACGAAUUGAUGCUAAGGCUGCACUCCAAGAUCGCAGCUGGAGCCAACUCUUUCUUGUUCCAGGAGUACGCCUACAUGCUUGUGUUCAUCGUUGUCUUCGGUGCCAUCAUCGGGUUCCUCGCUGAGACCAAGCUCGGAGAAGUCUGGACUGUGAUUGCCUUUGUGCUGGGCGCCGUCAUCUCAAUCAUCUCUGGAUUUUUGGGAAUGAGAAUUGCUGUGGCCGCCAACGUCAGAACCACCAAAGAAUGCUCGAUUUCUCUGUCAAGAGGAUUUGUUGUUGCUUACAAAGCCGGGUCUGUCCUUGGAUUCUGCUUGGUCGGACUCGCCUUGUUGUUCCUGACUCUACUGAUCAUGAUCUACAGGAGAGUGUACCUCCCAGACAAAGAGUCAACUGAGAACCCUGAAGAAUACCUUAUGAUGUUUGAGAAAAUUGCAGGAUACGGACUCGGAGGAUCUUCCAUUGCUCUCUUCGGUAGAGUAGGUGGUGGUAUCUACACUAAGGCUGCAGAUGUCGGUGCCGAUCUCGCUGGUAAAGUCGUCAAAGGACUCCCAGAAGAUGAUGUCAGGAACCCAGGAACCAUCGCUGACAACGUCGGUGACAAUGUAGGAGACAUCGCUGGUAUGGGUUCAGACUUGUUCGGGUCACUUGCUGAGUCAUCAUGCGCCGCCCUCGUCGUGUCUGGAACAUCUGAACAGCUUGUUCUGAACACUGGAGCAUUCUACUACCCACUGUGCAUUACUGGAAUUGGAGUCGUGGUAUGUUUGAUCACAUGGGUGUUCGCCACCAGCCAAGAAGCAUGUUGCAAGAUUAAUAGAUUCAGUGAUGUUGAGAGAGUGAUUAAGUACCAACUGGUCAUUUCGACUGUAUUAUUGAUUCCAGCUUUGUUUGCAGUUGCAUUCUUUGUGCUGCCUCCAACAUUCAGCUUCACUGGAAUCGAUCACGAAGUCACCCACAUUGAAGUAUUUGUGUGUUCUCUGUGUGGACUGAUCUCAGGAUUCUUGAUUGGAAUUGUCACCGAAUACUACACAUCCAACGAGUACCGCCCAGUUCAGGAACUGGCUGACUCAUGCAAGAAAGGAGCUGCUCCAAAUAUCAUCAAAGGACUGGCUUUGGGAUACAUGUCAUGUGUGGUCCCAAUCUUCUGCUUAGCCAUCACCAUCUAUGUGUCAUUCACCUUAGCCGGAAUGUACGGAAUCGCUGUUGCUGCUUUAGGAAUGCUUUCAAACUUGUGUAUCGCAUUGGCUAUUGAUGGAUAUGGACCUAUUGCCGAUAACGCUGGAGGUAUUGCUGAAAUGUGCGAUCUCCAACUCACCAGAAUCAGAACUGAUAAACUUGAUGCCGCUGGAAACACUACCGCUGCUAUUGGAAAGGGAUUCGCCAUUGGAUCUGCUUGUUUGGUGUCCCUUGCUUUGUACGGAGCAUUUGCCACCAGAGCCAACCUCUCAGUUGUUAACGUUCUUGAGCCACUUCAGUUUGCUGGAUUGGUUGUUGGAGCCAUGCUUCCUUACGCAUUCUCUGCUAUGACCAUGAGAGCUGUCGGAACUGCCGCUGAAGCCAUGAUUGAUGAAAUCGCCAGACAAGACAGAGAAGGCCUCAUUAGAGAAGGAGUCGAGCCAGACUAUGCCAGAUGCAUCGCCAUUUCAACUGAGUCUUCAUUGAGAGAAAUGAUUGCCCCAGGACUCUUGGUCAUCGUGUCUCCAAUUGCUUGCGGACUUCUGUUCGGACCAAAGGGUGUAGCAGGACUGUUGGCUGGAGCCAUCGUGUCAGGCAUCCAGAUGGCCAUCUCAGCAUCCAACACCGGAGGAGCCUGGGAUAAUGCCAAGAAGUACAUCGAAGCAAACAAACUGCAGCCAGAUAUUCUCAAUGAGAGAGACGAAGAAGGAAACACAAUUGUGGUCAGACAUGGAAAAGGAACUGAGACCCACAAAGCAGCCGUUGUCGGAGAUACCGUUGGAGAUCCAUUGAAAGAUACAUCUGGACCAGCUCUGAAUAUUUUGAUCAAGUUGAUGGCAAUCAUCUCCCUUGUGUUCGCAUCAAGCUUCUAAGACUCUUAAAGAUUAUCUUGUAAACUCAUAAACUGAAUACAUAAUGAUUAGUACCCUCAUAGUUACAUAUU
Messenger RNA from Moneuplotes crassus, 2369 nucleotides. The record is from the annotation of a GenBank genome assembly. Lineage: Eukaryota; Ciliophora; Spirotrichea; Euplotida; Euplotidae.